Messenger RNA from Hypomesus transpacificus, 2788 nucleotides. RefSeq names its product cell division cycle 14B (gene cdc14b). The transcript is spliced from 18 exons. The coding region runs from base 403 to 2079 and encodes 558 amino acids. Gene Ontology annotation, biological process: protein dephosphorylation; positive regulation of cytokinesis; regulation of exit from mitosis. Lineage: Eukaryota; Metazoa; Chordata; Actinopteri; Osmeriformes; Osmeridae. Gene Ontology annotation, cellular component: spindle pole; mitotic spindle; nucleolus. The record is from RefSeq and is a predicted model, not a curated record. Gene Ontology annotation, molecular function: protein tyrosine/serine/threonine phosphatase activity; protein serine/threonine phosphatase activity.
UAGCUUACGUCACAGGCUGGGGAUACAGAAACUUGCCCUGCGCUGAGACGUCACCAUUAGAAAAACUGCUACCGGGAACAUAGCCUACACUCUCUCUCUCAUAUACACACACACACAGAGACACACACACACACAGACACACAUACAGCUGCUCCCCAUAUCACGCACCAGCAGAAGAACCAGCGGGAUGUCGAAUUGAAGCUCUUUUCCGCGCUCAGCGCUAGAGAUCCCGCCACUCUAUUUGGAAGUGUUCACCAUGCAUGCAUAAAGCGAGGAUGAAGCGCAAAAGCGAGAGGAGGCGGCUCGAGUCAAGGAAAAAACGCUGUGCAGCUAAGAGCUUAGAGGCGGAGCCAAAGUCCGACAUUUACAUAACUAUAACAGUUGGCUAAAGUCGCUAUCAAAAUGACUGAGGACUAUAUUACAAGUAAAAGCAUUGAAUUAAUAAAAGGUCAACUCUAUUUUGCCAUCCUGCCCCAGAAGACCAGAAGUACUUGCGAAAGACACUGCUUCUGCAUAGACGAUGAGCUGUCCUACGAGAACUUCUACGCGGACUUUGGACCUCUCAACCUGGCCAUGUUUUAUCGCUUCUGUUGCAAGCUGACAAAGAAGCUGAAGUCCUUCUCCCUGGCCAAGAAGAAGAUCAUCUUCUACACCUGCGGAGACCAGAAGAAGCAAGCUAACGCGGCCUAUCUCAUCGGCUCGUACGCGGUGAUGCACCUGCAGAUGAGCCCAGAAGAGACCUACAGCCUGCUUGUGUCCAGGAACUCCACCUACCUUCCCUUCAGAGAUGCCUCUUUUGGCACCUGCCUGUACAACCUUAACAUCCUGGACUGUCUCCGAGCCAUUCACAAGGCGUUGCAGUUUGGCUGGCUGGACUUCUCCAAGUUUGACGUGGAGGAGUACGAGCACUACGAGAGAGCGGAGAAUGGAGACUUCAACUGGAUCAUCCCCGGGAAGUUCCUGGCCUUCAGUGGCCCUCACCCCAAAAGCAAGAUGGAGAAUGGCUACCCCCUCCAUGCUCCAGAGGCUUACUUCCCUUACUUCAGGAAACACAACGUCACAACUAUCGUCCGGCUCAACAAGAAGAUGUACGAAGCCAAGCGCUUCGCGGCCGCCGGGUUCCAGCACCACGACCUGUUCUUCGUGGACGGCAGCACGCCCACCGAUGCCAUCGUCCGCCGCUUCCUCAAUAUUUGCGAGAACGCAGAGGGAGUCAUCGCCGUCCACUGCAAAGCUGGUCUGGGCAGAACGGGGACUCUGAUUGGCUGCUACAUGAUGAAGCACUACCAUGUGAGUGCGGCCGAGGCGAUCGCCUGGAUACGGAUCUGCCGCCCCGGCUCCGUCAUCGGGCCACAGCAGAACUUUGUGGAGGAGCAGCAGAGCAGCCUGUGGGCGGAGGGAGACGUGUUCCAGGAGAAGGUGCUGGGCGAGCGAGAGAACGGCAGGACGGCGGUCACACGGAUCCUGUCGGGGGUUGAUGACAUCACCAUCACUGGGAGCAACAAGAACUGGUCGCCCCAGAGAGAGGAGGACUUGUACAACGAGGAGGACGAGAGGAACAGUCUCACGCAGGGGGACAAGCUGCGGGCGCUGAAGAGCAAGAGGCAGGCUAGGGUCUCCACAGGAUCCCUGUCACAAGAGGAGAACAAGGUUCACACCAGGUCAUCAUCACAGUCUCUAAGUGUUCCGUGUUCCAGGAUCAUCCUGCAGUCCAGUGGACAGAGCGUCAAGGUCAGCCCCUCCCACUCCUCUGACGACUCCGACACCAGGAAGAGAACACGCACCUCACUUCCUACAAACUGUGUCGGAGGCAGCCCCCUGUCCCACAGUAGACUAGCCAGGUCGCUAGGCAGCUUGCAUGUGGGGGCCUGCCAGAGGCAGCAGCCAUGUGACCCGCCCAGCCUGGCCCCCGCUGGAGCCCCCGCUGGAGCCCCGGGCCCCGUUAGCAUGACUCAGGCCCAGCAGCAGCAGAGCCUGCUGGGGCCUCAGAAGACGCACUGUGUCCAGAGGACGAAAGCCCCGCUACUGUCUGCAGUCAGUACGCUUUACCAGAUUAUGUCACUCCAUACCGACGGCUAGAGCUCCUUUACUACGCUGAGACAGGAAGUCCAGAUGACAGGAAGUCCAGAUGACAGGAAGUCCAGAUGACAGGAACUCCACUCAUAAAGAUUCUGCAUGUGGACAUUUUGUUUUUAAGAUUCUUUUUUGGUCUUUUUGAGAAAAGGGAUCAACUUUUUUGUGUGUACACUCGUAGUGAAAGGGAAGACUUAAAUGAUCAUGAUUCUCAUUUUGAACAGUUAAGAGGAUGAUGUGAUGUCAACGACUUAUGGCCAACUCCUUUUUAUAAAUGUGAAAUAUGCCAUGUGAAAUAAUCUGCCAUACUGUAUACUCAUUACCUGGUGGCUUACACAAUAGACAUGAUGCCAUAGUAGAUAUUAAUCCUUUACACAAAUCUUACUUGUUUGGCUGGUGAGAAUAUGAUUUUUACUUGCAAGAGUAAUUUAGAGAGAUAUUUAACUUUGUUAAGUUUCAUUUUUACUCAUGCUCAGUGAUUGUGCAAAGCCUUCUGGUCCCUGACAGCUGACAGAGGGAUGAUGUUUCUGCAACCGCACCGCCACCCUCUCCCUCAGUGUGUUCCACCCUCUCCCUCACUGUGUUCCACCCCUCACUCUGUUCCACCCUCUCCCUCAGUGUGUUCCACCCCUCACUCUGUUCCACCCUCUCCCUCACUGUGUUCCACCCUCUCCCUCAGUGUGUUCCACCCUCUCCCUCAGUGUGUUCCACCCUC